Messenger RNA from Exophiala dermatitidis NIH/UT8656, 1962 nucleotides. RefSeq lists its product as uncharacterized. The transcript is spliced from 2 exons. The record is from RefSeq and is a predicted model, not a curated record. Lineage: Eukaryota; Fungi; Ascomycota; Eurotiomycetes; Chaetothyriales; Herpotrichiellaceae. The coding region runs from base 484 to 1170 and encodes 228 amino acids. Gene Ontology annotation, cellular component: nucleus.
AUUUGCGUUAUUGCUGCUGGACAUAGCUGGCUGCCAGAACCAGCAUGAUGGAACAGUUUGCAGGCUGACUAUCAUUGCCAUGGCCAGCCACAGGGUCUGAGAAGGUAGUACGAGCAUUUGAACUGAACCCGACCCCUUGGAAAGGCCAUCCAUCGUCCGGCGGAACUUAUCCCAAACAGUGAAAGCCUCCUACCGCCGUUCUGAGUUGUGUAAGAUGUUAGUAAGCGAGCACCGACGCGCUUCAAGUCCGAGUCCUCGGUGGAGUUUAUCGACAGUGGCUUCUUUGAUUGCAAUUGUGACUUGAGACGCUAUCCAUGUCUCGGGCCAUGCUUCUUAUGCCGAAUGCCUGAUAGAAUCGACUGCUGAUUUUCCGCAUGCUUCAAGGGUACACUGUAACCGACCAUUGAGCUCGGCAGUGGAUGUCAUCCAGAGUCACUUUCAUCUGGACCAGUACCUAGGUAGGGCUUAGCAAGCCAUACGAUCAUGUCACGAUUCGUGUCGGCAGGCACAGAUGCCGAUUCCAAGGUACCCGAUGAGGCCUGGCUAAAGGCUCAGCAAGAAGUGGAAGCGCAGAGAAAGCCAAAGCCAUCCGAGCCAGGCCAACAGGAAGGAGGCAAAAGCUUAUACGAGGUACUACAGCAGAAUAAGGCUGCCAAGCAGGAAGCCUUUGAAGAGUCCAUCCGUCUGAAGAACCAGUUCCGCCCUUUAGAUGAAGACGAGAUCGAGUUCCUUGACUCGGUGCUCGAGGCCGACAGGGCCAAGGAGAAUGCUGUCAAGCAGGAGACCGCGGAACAGCUCGAAGCUUUUAGGAAGCAACGCGCCUUGGCUGAACAAGCACUACUUGACCAGCAAGCAAGGGAAGCGGCGGAUAACGUCGAUACUACAGUGUCCAAGAACGUGUGGACGACACAGAAGAAAAAGCGGCGACGCGACAAGGAUGGCGAAUCUGGUUCUGCGGAGAAUCCUAAGGCUAGAAAACUUUCCUCUUCUACUAAUGAAAGGAAGCCGGUGUCACCGGUGUCAGCAGAAAAGCCACCAACUGCAACGUCUACCGAUACUCCAGAGCCCAGCCCAGAACGGAAGAAGUCGCAGACCGAAGCUCAGACGAUUCAGCCCAAGCCAGCCGCGGUUGGACUAGACUUGGGUGAUUAUAGCUCUGAUGACGACUGACGACUGACGAGAGCUCCUGAGAAUUGUUGCCUAUUGAGACUUUGCACAGUGCUGGAUUCUUUAAAGGCUGAUGGCUGAUACAGCCAAUCCUAACGCAGCAACCUCCUACUGUGGUUGCAAAGACAAUUACAUCCAGUGGAGCAUGGAUCUAGCAUGGAACAACUCUUGCCGGAGCGCGAUGGGCUUUAUGACAUGAGCGUCGGUCCAUUUGUUCUCCCACUACAUCCCUACGUCUACCUACGACUGUACGGUUGAUGAAAGCUCUUCCAGCACACGUGUGUCGAGCGACGCAGGCUUACUGGCUUUGACCACACGCGAAAGUACGGCAGAUCCACGGAGCCAGCAUCACAUAGGAAUGUAAUGCUGGAGAAAAGGGCAUGAUUGUCGUCCGCCAUUCAUGACUUCGAUCUGGCCACACCCGACGGAUGACAGCAUGCAAGACCAUCCACCCACAUUAUAGCUUUCGCACCAACACCACCGUAUCCAAACAAUGACCUAUUUGAAACUCCUCUGCCGCUGCUAUCAUGAUUCACAAUUGAGAUUAAGGCACUACUAGUAUGCAAAAGUAUUCGUGGUAGUAAAAGCAUACUUCAGAGCGGUGUUCUACUGUACGAUUUAGUAUGGAUUUCGAUGUUAGUUGCUGACAUAAGCAUGGGCGGCUGGGGUUCAGUGUUCACUGCAGUGUGUGGCACCACACAUUUUCCAUCAAGAAAAACAGAAUCACACAUGGACCAACAGACCAAAAAGAACCUUAAGUCCAAUUCAUGAAAAUCGAGAAAAAGCCAAAAAGAA